This is a messenger RNA of Branchiostoma floridae (Florida lancelet), 1314 nucleotides long. RefSeq names its product zinc finger protein 511-like. NCBI's taxonomy places the organism in Eukaryota, Metazoa, Chordata, Leptocardii, Amphioxiformes, Branchiostomatidae. The transcript has 6 exons. The record is from RefSeq and is a predicted model, not a curated record. Bases 224 to 1150 code for a protein of 308 amino acids.
UGGCUUUUGAUUGGCUAUCCUACUGCACCCUCUUCAAAAUGGCGGCUACAGUUCAAAGAGUUGUAAAUAUCGCCAGAGAAAAUGGAUUUUGACAUUGUUUUUCUUUCCUUGAUGGUCAUUAUUGAAGUCUGUUGAGUGGAGAGGAAUAUGAAAACUUUGUGAAAAGCGUGGAUGGGUAGCAGCCAAGAAAUUUCUUUAAAUUAGUAAUUGCCAGUGAACCUAAAUGCUAGAAGAAAGGAUGGCAGCAAGUAUGGAGACUACCUCACGUCCUCGCAAGAGACGGAUUGGUCUUGUUAUGGAGGACGAUGACCUCUCCUGGAGCUUCCAGCCGGAAACCAAGAAACUCUGUACUGGUGACACCAGUCCCCAGGACGAAGUUGUGUGCAAUAUUGUGGUGAAGCAGAUGCCUCCAGAAAAAGCUGGAGAGAUUCCGGCAACAAUUGAUGAGUUUCAAUGCCAGAUACUUGGAUGUAGGAAAUAUUUCAACAGCAUCACAGCCUUUGAAACACACUACAAUGCUGUGCACCGUAAUGUGUGUGCAGUCUGCAAGAGGUCGCUGCCAUCAGCCUACCUACUGGACAUACACCUGUUGGAGUGGCAUGACUCCCUGUUUGAAUUGAUGAGUGAGAGACAAAAUAUGUACCAGUGCCUGCUGGAAAUCUGUCCUGACACCUUCCGCAAUGCUCACGACAGGAGAAGACAUAUGGUGCAAGUACACAAGUAUCCACCCAGUUUCAAGUUUGAUAAACCUAGGAAAAAGGACAGAAAUGCCCAUGAUGAUAAGGCCGGUGCAAAGAAAAACCCAUCUUCCCAUGCCAAGUCUGAGGAUACCAGGGCAGAUGAUGCCAUGGACAUAGCAGCACCUGCUGAAGCUGCAGCUGUCAUGGAAUCAGCACCUGCAGUGUCCGCAGGAACCACACAGUCAGCUGAUACCACUCACAGACAGUACAGAUUGCCCAGACAUAUAUGUUUUGGCAGAGGGGCUCCACGGGGAUUUGAGCACACUAGAUAUAAAAAGCCACCAAAGAAACAGGGAGCCAAAAAGCCAACACAGAAGCAGAACCACCGGGAACAGCCUGCUCCUGAAGCACAACAACCUGCAGAGGAGAUGGAGCAGGAAGCUACAAUGGAAAUGGAGGGGGUGCAGUAAGGAUCAUCUGCUUUCAUCUUGUAUGCUAUUUGACUGUAAACUAUUCACAGGAUUAUGAUGAGUGGACUGAUACUAAACACAUAAGUAUGGGGUGAAGGCUAAAUGCUAAACAUAUACGAGGGGUGAUCAAUAAGUUUUCGGCCUCACCAAGAAAUAAUAAGCAC